AUGUUAGGCAAAGAGGUUAAAGAUACUGCUCAUAAAGAACUAGUGGCCAUAAAAUCACUAGAGGACAUUCCAAAAACCAUUAUAACUAUUGAAGCAGAAACCGCAAUAUUACAUGCUCUCAGAGGAGCCAACUUGCGCAAAAACCAACAAUACGAAGAAGCACUUAUAGAACUAAACAAAGCACUAGCAAUAGAGAAUGGCUUCGUUAUCGCAAGGCAAAUACGUGGCGAAGUAUACCGUAAAUUAGGCAGAUAUCGAGAUUCACUAAAAGACUUUACUAGAGUGCUCGCAGAAUGGCCAGACAAUGUCGCAGCGAGAGCAUAUAGGGGAGAGCGUAAUCCAUCACACGUAUCCGCACUCAAAGAUCGAAGUCACAUAUAUAUCGAGCAAGAGAAAUAUUCAGAUGCGUUAACAGAUUUGAACGCCAUACUACGCAUCAAGCCAGAUGAUCCGUAUACACUCCGUGAUCGAGGACUGCUCAAGCGUAAACUGGGAUACGCCGAUGAUGCGGUAGUAGAUCUUGACAAGUCACUUGCCCAAAGACCGAAUUCGGCUACGGCAUUAGAGAAUCGGGGAAUGGCACAUUUUACCCUCGGACGGCUUCAAAAUUCUUUGAAAGAUCUCACAACAGCACUAGAGAUUCGUCAGAAUAGUUUGGAAGCUUUACAGGCACGCGCGACGGUUAACUAUGUUCUCGGUAAUUAUAGCGCGAGCCUAAUCGACCUGGAACGUGUACUUGGCCGCCGUAAUCCACCCGCACCGUUUCGAAAGAUUCGCAUUAAAAUCUUGUUCAAGCUGCAUCGAUACGAUGAGGCGCUGAACGAUCUCGAAAAGUUGUUCCAUCCCGACUUGCAGGAUCCCGAGGCGUAUUAUCUUCGUGCGUACAUGUGUUUCUUGGUUCGCAGGUUUUCAGAGGCGUUGAGCGAUCUGAACAAGGCGCUCGCUUUCGACUGCGAAAACGUGGAAGCGUUAGAGUUGAGAGCAAAGACCUAUCUGAUGUUGUAUCGGACCACGGAUGCGUUUGCUGAUUUUGAGACGGUCUCUAUAUUGGAUCCUACUCAUGUGUUUAGGCUUUGUAGUGUGGAGACUAUUAAUACUGUUAUUAAGGAGUUUUGUGCAAGGAGCGAUUGUGAAUAUAUGUAUUAA
Messenger RNA from Paraglomus occultum, 1146 nucleotides. The record is from the annotation of a GenBank genome assembly. Lineage: Eukaryota; Fungi; Glomeromycota; Glomeromycetes; Paraglomerales; Paraglomeraceae.